Messenger RNA from Moesziomyces antarcticus, 1623 nucleotides. Its product is annotated as allantoin permease. Gene Ontology annotation, molecular function: transmembrane transporter activity. Gene Ontology annotation, biological process: transmembrane transport. The transcript is spliced from 2 exons. The record is from RefSeq and is a predicted model, not a curated record. The coding region runs from base 1 to 1623 and encodes 540 amino acids. Gene Ontology annotation, cellular component: membrane. Lineage: Eukaryota; Fungi; Basidiomycota; Ustilaginomycetes; Ustilaginales; Ustilaginaceae.
AUGUCCGAGAAGCAAGUGACGCCCGACCUUGAGGGAGCUCACAAGCUCGCCGCUGUCCAGUCGGUCACCACCGAUGCUUCCAUCCUGGACAAGGACAGCAUGAUCAACGGCAAGCCUUCGCACGGCGCUGUGCCUGUGCUGCCGAGCACCAUCAUCGAGGAAGCCGACGAGGAGGUGCUCAAGUACACCGACGCGUCCAUCACCAUCACUCCCGAAGAGAACAAGCGCCUCCUGCGCAUCAUUGACAAGCGUGUGCUUACCAUCAUGCUCGGCACCUACUUUUGCCAGAGUCUCGACAAGCAGAUCCUCAGCUUCGCCUCCAUCAUGGGAAUUCGCGAAGAUCUCAAGCUCAAGGGCCAGGAGUAUUCGUGGCUUUUCACCUGUCUCUACCUCGCCAUCCUCUGCACCGAGGGUGCUCAAAACUAUCUCGUUCAGCGUCUUCCCAUCAACCGCUGGCUCGGAUUCUGCGUAUUUGCUUGGGGUACGACCUGCUGCUUCGUCGCUCUCUGCCACAACUUCACUGGCAUCCUCGUCCUGCGAAUUCUCCUCGGAGUCUUCGAGUGCGUCUGCCAGCCGGCGUUUGUUGCUCUCUCGGCCAUUUGGUACCGAAAAGAAGAGCAAACGAGGACGAUUACGCUGUGGUACUGCUGCAAUGGAGCCCAGGCCAUGUUUGGAGGACUUCUAGGCUUCGGAUUCUACCACAUCAAGGGCGCGGCGCUCUCAUCGUGGAGAAUCAUGUUCCUGGUGCUUGGCCUUUUGACGAUUGUGUGGGGAGCGUCUAUCGUCUACAUCCUGCCCGCCUCGCCGAUGAAGGCGCGCGGCAUUUCGGAAGACGACCGCGUCAAGAUUGUGGAGCGCGUGCGAGAAAACCAGACCGGUGUGCAGAACCGCAAGUUCAAGCUGGAGCACGUCUGGGAGGCGCUGAAGGACCCGCAGGCAUGGGCGCUGUUUGCCAUCAACUUCCUCAACACCAUUCCUACCGGUGGACUCGGAAGCUACGGUAACAUCAUCAUCAAGACCAACCUCGGCUUCACCGUGCUGCAGACCAACCUGCUCGGCCUUGCCCAGGGCUCGUUCCAAAUCGCCGUCCUGCUUCUGGCUGCGUUCGUUGCCAAGAAGUGGAACCAGACCAUUCUCACCGCCGUCAUGUUCACGCUGCCCAACAUCAUCUCGGCCGUACUAUUCCUUACCGUUCCCAACACCAAGGCGCACGCUGGCGGUCUCUUGUUUGCAUUCUACAUGACGAUCUGCAUUCAGGCUCAAGCGACGCUCUCCUUCUCGCUGCUCAGCCGAAACGUUGCCGGUCAGACCAAGAGGGGCGUGGUUACUGCCAUGACUUUCAUUGGUUGGGCUGCCGGUAACUCAGCUGGUCCGCAGCUCUUCCAGGCCAAGGAUGCGCCGCACUACCGCAAGGCAUUCAUCGGUCAGCUCGGUUGCUACGUCGCCUCGAUUCUCGUUCUGCUUGGUCUGCGCAUCUACUACAUGGACCAGAACCGCAGGAAGUGCCGCGCCAACAACGCAGUAAAGGGCCGCGCCGAGGACGCCGAGGACGAGAUCGACCUGUCCAAAGCUUUCCUCGAUUUGACCGACCAGCAGAACCUCGACUUCCGAUACUCGUACUAG